AUGACUUUCUUCAGCUUUGUGUUUUUGUCCAGUUGUGCAGCUGCAUCUGUCGGGCUCCCUCAACUUGUGGAAAAGGCCAGGGUUGAUUUGGAGUCCUCUGCCAUUGGACCAGAAGAACCUUUUCAAGCUCGAGUCAAGGUCGUGCAGCUGGACCCUCAUUCCCUGGCCCAUUCUGGAUUCUUCAGAAAAGGUCUCACCCAGAGAAGAGCCCUUUCCCACAGCUCCAGACCACUCUUCCCUUUGUUCCUGUCCCAGGGCCGACCAGGUCCGGCUCCAGCUGUCAAGGCCCCUGUGAGUCCAUCGCAAAACCUGAUGGCCACGGAGCUGAAGAAGAAAGGUCUGCAGAUGUGGCAAAAAGUGGCAGAAAAAAAAGAAAAGAUGUCUCUGCCUGUCAGCUUGAAAGAGAGCAAACAAACAUGUACUUCAGUGCCUUUUACCCAGCAUGUGACAGCACACGGAUGCCAAACGGUGAUGGUCCACAACAAGCUGUGUUUCGGUCAGUGCAGCUCCCUCUUUGUCCCUUCCCAGGGGGAGUCUGCCGAGCUGAGUCGAGAAAUGGGGGCCUUCCACCGCCGGGGCCCCUGCUCCCGCUGUGCUCCCUCCAGAGCCCACACCAUCCCUGUGCUUCUGCAGUGUGGAGCCGUGAGCCGGGAGGAGCGAGUGAUGGUGGUGGAGGAGUGCAGGUGUGAGACGAGCCGGGAGGAGAGAAGCACCGAGGCUGCUGCACAUCUGGAACCAUCUGUAGACGCCCCUUACGUGCAGAUCUGA
Molecule: messenger RNA, 768 nt
Organism: Nematolebias whitei (Rio pearlfish)
Lineage: Eukaryota; Metazoa; Chordata; Actinopteri; Cyprinodontiformes; Rivulidae
Gene: dand5
Product: DAN domain family, member 5
Exons: 3
Coding region: 1-768 (255 amino acids)
Biological process (GO): determination of heart left/right asymmetry
Source: RefSeq, a predicted model, not a curated record